Messenger RNA from Anthostomella pinea, 1383 nucleotides. The record is from the annotation of a GenBank genome assembly. Lineage: Eukaryota; Fungi; Ascomycota; Sordariomycetes; Xylariales; Xylariaceae.
AUGCGCUUCUCACUAGCACCCUUAUUCUUCGCUUCUGUGGUCAUCUCCUCAGUAGCAGCUACAAGCCGGGCGUACUUCGGAGCGGCCCCAAACCGGCGGUCUGACAAGACCAUUCGUGCCAACGACUUUGGCGUAUAUAUCAUAUACCCCGAACAUCCCUCCGAUGAGCGGCUCAAUAAACAGGUGGAGGAACGACUGGGCGAGAUAGCGGGACGCGCUCAGGUAUUCACAGGGAGGACUGACCGUGUCUUGCUAUGGAGUGGUAGAAUGAACGCGGCCGAAGCUGCAACAGCCCGGAAGACCCCGGGCGUCCGAGCCGUCCAUGAGGAUCGAGGCGCGACAGGCCCCUUGCCAGACACUGCUCACAAGGCAAUUCGAUCAGCGGUAAGCUCGACGCACGGAAAGAGAGGCGAUUCAGAUAGUGGAUACAUUCGCCAGAAAGGCGAUAUCGCCGACUUGGCUGCUACUAGCCAGCCGAAGGAUACGGAGCAACGUCAGUAUUCGGACUACGCCUUUCAUGAAAGUGCCGCGGAAGGAAUUUGGGUGUACAGCAUAGAGGAUGGAGUGAUACGCAGUAAGGAGCUCUCGCGGGUACAAACCGUCCAGACCCCGAGGGCGAAAAGUUCAGGCGUGAAUCCCGACAUGGAAAGGGGCAUCGAGCCGCACGGGAGCUGCGUCAUGAGCAAAGCCGUCGGUCAAGAUUACGGCAUCGCGAAAAAGGCCUCCCUCGUUGCCGUCCAGCAAGGUGCCGAUUCCCGUAGCGAGUUCCUUUUUGCCUUGGUCGAGGCAUACAAUCACAUCACUUCAGAUGACGAUCGCAAGCGAAAAAGCGUCGUCAGCAUUACCCUUCAGUUCGAGGACGAGUUCAACGACAAUGGCGAAUUCGAUGUUUUCAAGGAGACUAUGGGAAUUUUGUUCGACCAAUUCGUCAAAGCCGACGUCCCCGUAAUCAUGGCCGCUGGCAAUUCGGGGCUGGAGCCAGGCCACAACGGAGUUGAUAGGUACCCGCAACUCUUUGCCGGCGAGAAGCCUUUGAUCGCCGUCAGCGCUGUUGAUGCCACGGGGGUGCUUCUGCCAAAAUCCCAAAGAGGUCGCGAGACUACCAUAUAUGCCGCCGGUGAGGGCUCCUGCAGUGUCAACGGUGUGAGAUAUUUUGCUUCCGGGACCUCACAAGCGCAGGCUGUUGUCACAGGCGUCGUGGCAUAUUGGUUGGGAAUGCCGAGGGGCAAAGGCCCGCAAAUCAAAGCCAAAUCUGGCGAGUUCGUCAAGGAGCUCAUCAAAUACAUGCAAUCCGACGACGGCAGCUGGGCUCGCAAGAGCGGGCUACGGAUGAUCUGGAAUGGAGUCACCGAGGACCAGUACGAGGGAGCAGAGAAACCGUAA